CGAUAUUUGGACUUCAGACAUUUGGUGAAGGGCUGGGCCACCUUGUUGCACGUGUUGCAGCACGAUCUGUUGAAAACGGCGAUCGAGGCCUUGGCCCCGGAAGGAGCACAGAAGUUGUCCCAAGGUGUACUACCUGAAGCCGUGCUGGCAGCGAUUGAAGAUUUGGCCGUCUGCGUGGUGGCACCCAACGCCGAAGCGGCCAAUGAGAAGAUCGCGGCCGAGGGCCAAGACCAGUUCAAUUUCCACGUGUGGCUGCAACAAGAGGCCUUCCUGUCAGAUGCGGCAGUGCCAGAGGCAGAACGCCUCUGGAUCAGACACGCUUCGCGCGCCAGAAGUGAGGAGAUGCGACAUCGGCGGGAGGAAACACAUCCUGAAGAUAAGCCUUGGUGGCAGGGAGGUGGCGAUACUGCCGCGGGCGCUGAAUGGGAGCCCCAUCACCUUAAGGCGUCUCACCUGAAUCCUUCCAGUGACUCCUGCAGUUCAGAGGAUGUGUUGAAGGUGCUGGCGCACUUGCCCCUCUCCGCGCC
This is a messenger RNA of Cladocopium goreaui, 527 nucleotides long. Lineage: Eukaryota; Dinophyceae; Suessiales; Symbiodiniaceae. The record is from the annotation of a GenBank genome assembly.